AUGCAAACUGAUAGACAGACGAGGUGGUACACUGCGAUCAAAGACAACGUCGACUCGCCGAAUGGGAUGGUAGCGAGUCAAGUUCAAAUCACGCAAAAUUGUUUUACAAAUGUCCCCGAUUAUGAAACGAAAGUGUACUCUUAUGUCACACACCGUGAGUGCUACAUUCACGAGUCUUAUGCAUUUUAUUCAACACAAAGUCUGAACGUCACCCGUUGUGGGCAGUGUUUAGAGUUAACAGGCUCGACACAAAAUCCCUUCAAAUGUGUUGUCACGGGGUUCUUUAAAGAGAAGGAAGAGAACAACUUAACAGACGUCGACCUCAAAUCCGUCGUCUUUCUAUCGAACGCAAAUUACAAUUACAUCGCAACCAACAUCCAUUCGUCAUUCAAUCAUGCCUCACAAGUCAGUUUAAGAGUCAUCGGAUGCACUUCCGAGGUGAUCCCCGUGCUUUAUAUCAUCAACACUUUCUUCACAAUAGAUAGAAAGAUGUCGACGGUGCAAGUGGUUAAUACAGAUGUACUUCACAAGAUCAUGAUUGUCGAUUUUGAGGAGUUCAAAAUGAACACCGAUGGGACUUAUACAAUCCCGGCUCGUAGUAACAUCAACAUUCAGCUUGUCGGUAUCAACAACGUCAAAAUUGGAUUUCUCGGGGUUAACUCAUUGGACGUCAAUCACUCGUUUUACGCCGAAACACAAUUUCCAGUCGAGGCGCCGCCUAAUAACUGUUUCUUCUCUCCAGAGACACAAGUUUUGAGUGAUUGGACUGUCAACCCUGCUUUAAUCUCGCCAGUCAGAAGGUUCUUCUUGUGGAAAUUUUACUUAGCAAACAAAACGUCGACGUUCAAUUUCGACACAACUGUGAGAAAUGUUGUAAUACCCGACUACUUCAAUUCGAAACUUGGAAUAGCAUAUCCGACUGCUUUUAAAUUUGGACAGACAAUGAAGAAGCUUGAACUGAUGUUGAAAUUCAGUAAGAAGAAUUACUCAAUCAAAAAAUGGGUGUUGUUACUCACAGAAUACUCGGAGAUUGCGGGAAAGAUCAACACGACCAUUUGCGCUCCCGAACCAAAUGAAACACAGAUAAACGACACACACGUCUUGAUCACUUUGAAUUUCAAUAACGACGAGUGCUUCCGAUACGCAAAUCUUGUGUUAUGCAGUGUAGAAACUGGGGAAGGAACAUCGCUGACUAUUGUUGAAAGUGCUUUUACAAAAAGAGACGAGACUGUUUUUACAGAGUGUGGAAUAGAGUCUGCAGACUGCUCGAAGUACAGCUGCACAAUGAAUGCGACAAAAUAUCCUGAAAUUGGAUUUAAGCCAGGCUGUGAACCAAACUGUGGAAGAUGCUUAUUUGGAUAUGAGUGCAGUAAUAAAGGCAUUUGUGAAAAGGUUGUCUCCUCGAAUAAAAGAAGUGGAAGUACAUCAGUUGGUAUAGUGUUGUGUGUAUUAAUUGUCAUUUGUUUUUUCUAA
This is a messenger RNA of Entamoeba invadens IP1, 1473 nucleotides long. RefSeq lists its product as hypothetical. Lineage: Eukaryota; Evosea; Mastigamoebida; Endamoebidae. Bases 1 to 1473 code for a protein of 490 amino acids. The record is from RefSeq and is a predicted model, not a curated record. The transcript has 2 exons.